Girardinichthys multiradiatus is the source of this 3175-nucleotide messenger RNA. RefSeq names its product ETS translocation variant 5-like. Gene Ontology annotation, molecular function: DNA-binding transcription factor activity, RNA polymerase II-specific; sequence-specific DNA binding. The transcript has 13 exons. The record is from RefSeq and is a predicted model, not a curated record. Gene Ontology annotation, cellular component: nucleus. Gene Ontology annotation, biological process: regulation of transcription by RNA polymerase II; cell differentiation. NCBI's taxonomy places the organism in Eukaryota, Metazoa, Chordata, Actinopteri, Cyprinodontiformes, Goodeidae. The coding region runs from base 164 to 1633 and encodes 489 amino acids.
GCUGCACUGUGCUUCGCUUAUCUGAGAGCUCUUCAUUGAAAAAAUCCACAGCCGAGUGUUUAUUCGAGGAGCUGCAGGCGAUGUAGGUGGAAAGCUGCGACCGCUUGUUUUAAGUCACUAUUCCAAAAACAACUUCACUUACCAGGGUGAAGACUACUGCAACAUGGACGGCUUUUAUGACCAGCAGGUCCCUUUUAUGGUGCCUGAGAGUAAUUGCUACACAGAGGAGGAGAGGAGUCUCGGCGACAGACGGAGGAGGUUCUUGGACACAGAGCUGGCUCAGGACACAGAAGAGCUUUUUCAGGAUCUGAGCCAGCUCCAGGAAAUAUGGAUUGCAGAAGCUCAGGUUCCUGAUGACGAGCAGUUUGUCCCAGAUUUCCAGUCCAAUAACUCGAUGUUUCAUGGACUGCCUGUCAGCAAAGUGAAGCGAGAGCCCAGUCCGUCCAAAGAUUUGUCCCCUUGCGGGACACCAUUGGCUGAUAUGUGCCUUUACAGUUACAGUGCCUGUGAAAACAAACCAGGUCCAGCCAACGCACCUGCAAGACAGUGUAGCUCCAUCCACUCGGCCGGACCUCCGCCCUUACGGACGCAGCUACAGCCUUCCCCGCCUCAAAUGACCAACCAAGCUUCAGCCUCCAGCCCCUUCCACCACCAAAAUCUCCCACAGGGGAACCAAAACCAGGAGUUUGCUCUGCCGCGUACCCCCAUCGGCUGCUCAGGGCCGUCUUUUAGUACAGAGCAAAGGUUCCACCGGCAACUGUCCGAUCCCUGCCUGCCCUUCCUGCCUCCAGAGAAAACCCCAAACACACCGUACCACCCCUCCAGCUGUGACGGCCGGCCUCUGUACCAGCGCCACCUGUCGGAACCCCUCGUCCCCCUCCCGCCCCAUGGUUUCAAACAGGAACUGGUGGAUCCACGGUAUCCAGACCCAGGGCUGGCUGGUCCAGGUCUGGCCCCACCCCAAACCACCUUCAACUGCGUCAAAAUCAAACAAGAGCCAAGAGACUUUAGCUUUGAACCUGAAGUUCAACCCUGCCAGUCGUCAUUUGGAAAGUCUCCAGUUUUGUUUCAGAAAAACAGUCCUAGAUUUGGUCCUGACAGAGAGCCUCUUGGGUACUUCGAUGACACCUGCGUUGUACCAGAAAGACUGGAAGGUAAAGUGAAGCAGGAAGGAUUGCCGUACCAGCGCCGCGGCUCGCUGCAGCUCUGGCAGUUCCUGCUGACGCUGCUCGACAAUCCGGCAAACGGACACCUGAUUGUGUGGACGGGCCGCAACAUGGAGUUUAAACUGAUCGAUCCAGAAGAGGUUGCUCGCCUUUGGGGCAUCCAGAAAAAUCGACCAGCGAUGAAUUACGACAAGCUGAGCCGCUCACUGCGGUACUAUUAUGAAAAGGGCAUCAUGCAGAAGGUAAAGGUUGCCGGGGAAAGGUACGUCUACAAAUUCGUGUGUAACCCCGACGCGCUUUUCUCCAUGGCAUUCCCAGAAAACCAGAGGCCAAGUCUGAAAGCCGACCUGGACGCCAUCCUGCCCCCCAGCGAGGAGGAUGGCUUCCCCCUGGCCAGCUAUGAGGAGGAGGGGCCUUACCUGAUGGACGGAGGGGGACUGGCUUUCCCUGACAGCUACCCGUACUAGUCAGCAGCCUGGCAGCUGGAAGGAAAAACAGGAAAUUACUGUAUUUUACAAAAAGAGGCAAACCUACAGUUACUAAGCAACAUUUCAGAUAAGAAAUAUGUUUUUGCUUUCAACAAGAAUUUUUAUUUCAUUUUCAUUUUGAUGCAACCAGAAAGCUGAAAAUCAGGGAGUCAUUAAGACUGUUAAACUCGCUCCAACCCAGAAAACUUUGUUUCUCAAACUUCAUGCUCAGACACAUUUCAAGGAUAAUGGUUUGAUCUGGCAUAACAAAGGUUGCACUUUUGGAAGAAAACUUAACAGUGAAGAGGAAAACCAGAUUAGAAAAGGUUCUAACUCUUAAAGGUAUGGUUUUAAUUUAAUAUGACAGAAUUGCGAAUAUUGUUUUAUUAAACCCAUAUUCAGUGGCGGUUCUUGACUAAAUGGUACCCUGUUUUUUUUCUUCUUUUUUUUUUUUUUUUGGCCCCUCUCCCAAAAUGCUUGUGCCGCCCCCUGAUGGAUUGGCGUCCUCGAAGGCGAGCCACAUUUCCCAUAUCAAAAACCGCCACUGUCUGUGUCGAUUCUGAACCAGUAAUGUCUGAUUUGUUGUUUUUUUUUUUUUUUGGAAAGAAUAUUCAUUUAAUGAUUUCUCUUGAUUACAGGAUUGAAGCUGUGAUCUGAUUUGCAGCUAAUAUUUGUAGCAUAACAUUGUUUUUUUAAAUCAGACGCCUGUGUUUUCAGAUUUUUCUUCUGAAAUUUUAGCUGCACUUAGAUAUGCAUUUCUUGUCCCGAAUGUGGCUUCCCGGUCAGAUGUUGCCAUCAACUUUUUCUUCAGUGUUUCAGUUGCAUAUUUUUCCUUUUUUUGUUGUUGUUUCAGUUUUUUUGACGGUGGUUUUUUUGUAGCAUGGCCAUCGCUUUGGUUCUCGCGUUUGUAAACUCUGGGACCUGUUUUGCAGCCAAAAACUAAAAUCUUGAAGCCAUGGCACUCCUUUUACUAAUUUAGUAAGCUUUUUUUAGGUAAUACCCAGACUGCUCCAAAGGGACACACUUGUACUUUCUGGACCUUAUAAUCCUAAAACAUCUAUAUCAAAAAUGUCUUUUUGUGUAAGUUUUUUUUUUUCUUGAGUAUUAAAGCUAAUAUUUUUAGCACUAUAUGGACUUGUAUGUAUUUCCAAUAACGGUUUAUGAUAAAAGUAUUGCUUCUAUUUUUUGGAUUCUGUAUAACUGCCACUCGUGCUUAUAAAAGGCAUGUUUUUUCUUCUAAACUGCUCACCACUUAAUGUACUAAAAUAGUUUUCUGCAUUUUGUAUAAUUUGUUUGCUUCAGUGUGUAGAGAAAAAAAGUAUAUAAUUGUAUAUGGAUAUAUUUUUGCAAAAGGCCCUGUGUGCUUGCAAGUAUGUUGUAUCAGCUCUCCAAGGAGGAAGAACUCUGAAUCCUGCAGGCAGAUGUUCCUGAUGGUAUAUUUUACUAUAGAUCCUGACGCCGGUGUGACUUCUACCCUCAGAUACUGUAUGUGUGCCUUCUGUUGAUCUUUACUGAUAAAAAUAAACUAUUUUACUCUUUUUA